ACCACCAACUUUUUCGAGGAUCGAGCUUGUUGACCAAAACAUUCUCACCAGAACUGCAACAGUCGACCAAAAAAAUAAAAAAAAUAAAAACCAAACCAACAACCAAAAUAUCAUCAGAAACGAAGCAACGAUGGAUGAAGACUUCGAGAAACUAGAGAGACUCUCACUGGUCAACAGCAUCACCAAGGAACUUCACAAUCAUGUCGGACUCCAGGAUAGCACCCUAGCAGAGUAUCUAAUCUCCCUGCACGAAGAAUCGGCCUCAUUUGAGAAUUUCAAAGCAAAACUACAAGAGAUCGGUGCCGAGUUCCCCGAAAGCUUCGUCACUAAUAUGGAUCGACUCGUUACCAGUCUACAUCCCAAGUACAAGAAGAAGAAACUCGCAGCUGAAGGCAAGGGGAAAGAGAAGGAGGCCGAUCCGGCGGGAGACGAGGAAGAACUCGAACGGAAAAAGAGACGAGCUCAGGCACUAUUCCCCGCCCUGGCACUUCCUGAUCGCUCCUGGGAACCCAGUUUUGUCCCCGAUACAAACGACCCAACUGGGAAGAACGCUGCGAGUGCGGAUAAUUUACUCGAAGAGCUGGAAAAUGUCGCGAGAAGGCAUCGGGAACUGCAAGCGGUUCGCGAAGAAGAUGAAGUGGAAGAAAAUGACUCUGAUUACAAUCGUCCUUCGAAGGCACCCAGACGAGACCGAUCAGCAAGUCGUGAAAGAGGGAGACGCUCCCCGGAGCCUAGAUCCGGACGUCUCAGAGAUGAUCACUCUGGCGGCCGUUUUAAUGACCGAGGUCGACAACGCGACAAUGGCUAUAAUAAUAGAGCCGCUAAAGCACUGGACACUCGCCCAGUUCUCUACAAAAUUUACGACGGAACCGUGGCCUCGAUCAAAGACUUCGGAUGCUUUGUCACUUUGAAAGGCGUCUCUGGAAAAGCCGAAGGAUUGGUUCACGUUAACGCUAUUGCAGCCGGCAGAGUCAAUCAUCCCUCCGAUCUGGUGUCCAGAGGACAACCCGUCAAAGUCAAAGUGGUUUCGAUUGCAGGCGAGCGGAUAGGAAUCUCAAUGAAAGACGUCGAUCAAAACACUGGAGCAGAUCUGACACCCCACCUACGAAUCAAGACCGAUGCUGAAAUGGCUGAAGAAGAAGCUCAAUAUGCCGCUCGUCACGUCAACCAUAGCACGGGUGCUGGUUUUGCAGACGACAACCGUUCUUCCAGUGCUCGUCGUCUGACCUCACCCGAACGAUGGGAGAUUAAACAACUGAUUGCUUCAGGAGCGGCCAGCGCUGCCGAUUAUCCCAACCUCGAUGACGAUCUAACCACUCCAGGUAGCACCAACGGGAUGGCGGCAGCGGCGACGGCAGAGGAGGAACUCGAUAUCGAGAUGAGAGAGGACGAGGCCCCGUUUCUUAAAGGUGCUCAUCGCAGGGUCCUCGACUUAAGUCCUGUUAAGAUCGUCAAAGCUCCCGAUGGCACACUCAAUAGAGCUGCCUUGGCUGGUGCCGGUUUAGCUAAAGAACGACGUGAACUACGUCAACAAGAAGCAAACGAGCGAGCGGAUGCAGAAACUCAAGAUACUAGCACGGCUUGGCUCGAUCCAGUGGCCAAACCGCAUGAGCGACUUUUCGCCCAAGAUGCCAGGGACAAUACGAUGGGGAAGAAACAGGAAGAGUCUGGUUGGAAGCAAGCUACAUUCAAUCAAGCCACAACAUAUGGUAAAAUCACUUCUCUCAGUAUUACGGAACAGCGGGCCAGUUUACCCAUCUACAAACUACGAGACGCACUGGUGAAGGCCGUCAAAGAAAACCAAAUUCUCGUGGUCGUUGGAGAUACUGGAUCGGGCAAGACCACUCAAAUGACCCAAUAUUUGGCGGAAGAGGGCUUGGCAGACGAGAAGAAAAUUGCCUGUACUCAACCUCGUCGAGUCGCCGCCAUGUCGGUGGCUAAGAGAGUAGCUGAAGAGGUGGGCUGUCGGUUGGGUCAAGACGUCGGUUAUACCAUUCGAUUCGAAGAUUGCACAAGUCCAGAAACGAAAAUCAAGUACAUGACAGAUGGAAUGCUUCAAAGAGAAGCUCUCGUUGAUCCUAACCUAUCAGCGUAUUCUGUCAUCAUGUUGGAUGAGGCGCACGAAAGGACGAUUGCCACAGAUGUGCUGUUUGGCCUCCUAAAAAAAUCCAUCAUGCGUCGACCCGAUCUCAAAUUGAUCGUUACUUCAGCUACACUGGACGCCGAGAAAUUCUCGAAAUACUUCUACUCCUGUCCGAUUUUCACUAUCCCUGGCAGGACUUAUCCGGUCGAAAUCCUGUACACCAAAGAACCUGAAAGUGACUAUCUUGAUGCCGCACUAAUCACGAUCAUGCAAAUCCAUAUCUCUGAGCCACCGGGAGAUAUACUUCUGUUCUUGACUGGACAGGAGGAGAUCGAUACGUCGGCUGAGAUAUUAUACGAGCGGAUGAAAGCUUUAGGAUCGCAUGUACCAGAGUUGAUUGUCUUACCGGUUUACUCGGCUCUGCCUUCGGAGAUGCAAUCCAAGAUUUUUGAUCCGGCCCCUCCUGGAGCGCGAAAAGUGAUCCUCGCCACGAACAUUGCCGAAACCUCGAUUACAAUUGAUGGGAUUUACUAUGUCGUCGAUCCUGGGUUCGUUAAACAAAAGGCGUGGGACCCUCGACUGGGAAUGGACUCUUUGGUCGUCACUCCGAUCUCACAAGCUCAAGCCAGACAACGCUCUGGUCGUGCUGGUAGGACGGGACCGGGAAAAUGCUACCGACUCUAUACUGAAGCCGCAUAUCGAAACGAAAUGCUACCGACCUCGAUCCCCGAUAUUCAGCGUCAAAACUUGGCUCACACUAUCUUGAUGUUGAAAGCUAUGGGAAUUAAUGAUCUGUUAAACUUCGAUUUUAUGGACCCUCCUCCCCAACAAACUAUGAUCACCGCAUUGGAAAAUCUUUAUGCUCUCUCUGCUUUGGAUGAUGAAGGUUUGUUGACGCGUUUGGGUCGGAAGAUGGCUGAUUUUCCGAUGGACCCCGAAUUGUCGAAGAUGUUGAUUGCAUCGGUUGACUUGGGUUGCUCAGAGGAAGUCUUGACGAUCGUGGCUAUGAUCAGUGGUGCGACAAAUGUAUUUUAUCGACCGAAGGAUAAACAAGCACAAGCAGACGCCAAGAAGGCCAAAUUCCAUCAACCAGAAGGUGAUCAUCUCACACUUCUGGCGGUUUAUGAAGGCUGGAAGAAUAGCAAAUUCAGUAAUCCUUGGUGUCACGAAAAUUACAUUCAAUCGCGUGCAAUGAGAAGAGCCCAAGAUGUCCGGAAACAAUUGUUAGGGAUUAUGGAUCGAUAUAAACAUGAUAUUGUGUCAUGUGGGACGAAUUACGACCGGGUCCGUCGAGCGAUUUGUUCGGGUUAUUUCAGACAUGCGGCUAAGAAGGAUCCGCAGGAGGGAUACAAGACUUUAGUCGAAGGCACUCCGGUCUUCAUCCAUCCAUCUUCAGCGCUCUUCAAUCGUGCCCCAGAAUGGAUCAUCUAUCAUGAAUUGGUCUUGACUACCAAGGAAUAUUGUCGCGAUGUGACGGCUAUCGAACCCAAAUGGCUCACCGAAGUGGCGCCUACUUUCUUCAAAGUUGCGGAUGCUAAAACGAUGUCUAAACGAAAACGAAACGAGAGAGUCCAACCUCUGUUCGACAGAUUUGCCAAGAGCGAAAACGAUUGGCGGAUCUCCAAAGUCAAACGGAGCACUCGGACAAGUCAAACCUUUGGUUGAUCUGCUCUUUUCUUACCUGGUUACACACACCAUUUCUCAUUGCAACAAAAGAAAACGAACAAAUCAUCGUCAACUGGUCAUGUAUAGAUAUACAUGUGCAUACUUAUGUAUCUAUACUCUUAUUGGUUUCGGAUGUAGAGAUACACAAAUAUGCUUUCAAAUCACUCUGAACCAAAGUCAUAGCCGAUCCUUUUUGAAACUAACAAAGAAAAUCGAUUCUUUAUAUCUCAAUCUGUAAAAUAACACUUGCUCAUCCAUCCUUACUACAUAAUCAUUUAUACAUUAUCAAUUCUUUCCCAUCUUUCUUUAGAAACCAUUUUUUUUUUUUUUCAUUCUCUCUCUCUCUCUUGUUUCUUUCAAUGAAGUCUUACUUGAAAAAUAUCGUGUCUUUUUUUUUCAAGGGGUUGAUAAUAUACUGAUUUUCUCUCAUGUAUGUUGGGUUGGGAGGUAAUGUAACCAUUUACACGGCCUCCCGCAUCUCUUUGAUCCUUGCCCGAUCCCCUAAUUACAACAUGUCAACCUCCAAAGGAAAUAACAGGAUGGCCAUAAUUGUAGACCUAGUUGUACGUUUUCCCUGCCAUAAUCGGUCCAAAGCCCAAAAGCCGCA
Molecule: messenger RNA, 4355 nt
Organism: Puccinia graminis f. sp. tritici CRL 75-36-700-3
Lineage: Eukaryota; Fungi; Basidiomycota; Pucciniomycetes; Pucciniales; Pucciniaceae
Product: adenosinetriphosphatase
Exons: 6
Coding region: 131-3748 (1205 amino acids)
Biological process (GO): spliceosomal complex disassembly; mRNA splicing, via spliceosome
Cellular component (GO): catalytic step 2 spliceosome; intracellular anatomical structure
Molecular function (GO): RNA binding; RNA helicase activity; ATP binding
Source: RefSeq, a predicted model, not a curated record